AUGGGUAAGAAAAAGAACUUAAUAAUCCCAGAAAUCACGAUAUCGACAGCUACAGAGCUUGUGCCAUUCAUUACACACGAAACAAGCUUAAAAUCAAACCAGGACCCCACUUUUAACUCUUUUUCAUUUGAUGACCUAUAGAAAUUUCCCAUAGAUGGCGCUGUUUGCCCUUGAUUUGCCCACUGGGGAAAUUUUUUGGUUCGACCAGCCCCAUAUGGUUUGGUCAAACCAAAAAAUUUUUUCUCAUGGGCAAAUCAAGGGCAAACAGCGCCAUCUAUGGGAAAUUUCUAUAGCUGACAGCACUCUUACAGAAAGAUGAAGAAACCAUAUUCUGUCCAGGCCAGUUAUGAAAAUCGAUUUAGCUAAAAAAUUACAAAGGGCUGUUAUUAGGGUAAGAGGAGUCUUAUUGUGACUGAAAAUGAUUGAAGAUAUAAAAACUUAUGGGACUAGUGCAUGUCUUUUUGGAGUGGAAGGGACUUAUAAAAAGAAUAUAUCAAAUAUUGUGGAAAAUAAUCAAGUUAAGGUUAAUACUCAGCAUGAAGUUGCAGUAACUAAAGCAAAAAUCAUAUACCCUAAUUCGAAAUUUAAAAAAUUCUGGAAUCCGAUUGUGCUAAUUGGGCUGCUUUAUACGUUUACUUUGAUGCCUUAUUCGAUGGCUUUUGAAAAUGAUCAAGCUAUUAAUGUAUGGACAUGGCUUGACUAUUCGAUAAAUGCAAUUUUUAUUGCUGAUAUUAUUGUAAUUUUGAAUACUGCUUAUUAUGAUAAAGAUGGGGUCUUACUCUCCCACGGCUUGCAGGCAAGUUUUUUUCUUGUUAAAGAGAGGGUUUGUUUUUUUUAAAUCUGAUUUUAAAAUUUUGAUGAGGAUUAAUUUAUAAAUGUAUAUUGUAUAGUUCGCGGGCUCAGCUUAAUUUUACUUACUCCUCCCCUCUUUAAUUGGAACAAAUAUUGGUAAAAAUUAUUUAAAUUGAAGAAAAUUUUUUUCAAUAGGAAAAAUUUAUAGGUAAAUUAAUUUGAGGAAAAUUUAAGUAGAAUUAUUUAAUAAUUUAUAUGAAGAGAAAAUUUUUAUAUAAAAUUUGUUUUUUAAUAACAAUUUAAUCCCAUUUAAAUUGGAAGAGGAUUUUUUGUUCCAAUUUAAAGGUGGAGAGAGCUAGAGAUGCCCUUGAGUUUUUGAGUUAUUUUAAAUGUUUUCAAUUUUUUUGCCAUGAAAAAUAGAUUUGACAAGGAAAAUCACUUUUGUCUGGAAUUUCAAAGAUAUUUGCCAACAACAUAAAUUUAUAAUCGAUUGUGACUAAAGAAUUAACCCUAUGGAAAGUUAAAAAAGGGGACAAUAAAGUAUAAUAUGCAAACUAUCCAAAAUUUAUUAUCUAUAGAUCUCACUAUUAUAAUCACUAAUUAUAACAAUCGAUCUCCUUGAGCUAUAUAUAGAUCGUAAUCUUUUAUACAGCAAAAAUUUAUACUGAAAAAAUUAUUGUUUUCUAUAAAUUUAACAAAAUAUUUGUAUUCAUCCACGGAUUAAAGUAAUAGUUAGUGACUUCAAGAAAAGCUAUUUUUUAUAACUACGCCAAAUCAAUGCUAAUAAUUGAUAUUAUUUCAGUCAUACCAUUUUCUGAAUUAGCUGGAAAUAAAUCAAAUGUUUUUGUAAGAUUUUUAAGACUGAGUAGGAUUACUAAAAUUGUGAGAGCAAGGACUUUAGCCUCUACAGUUAAAUUUAUUACUCAAUCUGAAACAUUAGAAAAUCUUUUGAAGACUCAUCAUGGGAUAUCAAGGCUUGUUAGUGGACUAAUUAUUAUUGGGAUUAUAGCGCAUUUUAUAGCCUGUAUAUGAAUAUACUCAGCAAAGCUUGAUGAUUUUGGUCCUGAUACUUGGAUAGUGAGGUAUGAUUUGCAUAAUUCAGGAAGAGGAAGAGUGUAUUUGACUGCUCUUUAUUGAGCUAUAACCGUUCUAACUACAGUCGGGUUCGGGGAUAUUCAUGCUUUAACUGAAACAGAAAUGUUGAUUUGUAUCAUUUGGAUGCUUUUUGGGGUAGGAUUUUAUUCAUUUAUUGUUGGUACAAUUACAUCUGUGAUGACUUCUUUAGACGAGAAAGCAGCCAAAAUAAAUGGCAAGCUAUUAAAGGUCGACCUAUUUGCUAAAGAUACAAUGAUUCCUAAAGAGCUUGCAGAUAAAAUCAAGAAAACAAUGAAGGACGUUGCUGACUUGUCAGCUCUGGAUGAGUCUGAAAAAACGAAUAUUAUUUUGCAUUUACCGAAAAAACUUCGAUAUGGCAUGGCAAUUGCGAUGUACGACAACGCAAUCAAAACAAUUGAUUUUUUUCGAAACAAAGAUGAGUCUUUUAUAGCAGAUAUUGCAUUGUGGCUCAAAUUUUUAGAAUUAAAUGAGCAUGAUUAUUUAUAUAAGUACAAAGACUAUGCAGAUGAAGUAUAUUUUCUUAUAACGAUGACCCCCCCCCUCAAUCUUCAUGUCUACUGCAAACAAAAAUUUUUCGAAAAAAUCUUCAUACCUACUGCAACACAACAUUUUUUAUAAAAACAAUUAAUGCAUUUUUCUCUAGGUGAGUUUCUCAAAAAAACCAUAAAACAGCGCUGCUGUAGGUGUGUCAAUGACCUUCUCAUCGAGAUUUGGACGGCUAUUGCCAUCGCUCGCCAUUUUAUUAAACUUAUCUAGCUAAAAAGUACGGAAAAAUUUAAGAUGCGCAUCGAAAAUUUGUUGCAAGAGGAUUAGGAUUAUUACAGACAGGCGCUAGCCAUAUUGAUGACGCGGUCAUUAAAGACCUCCCGUACGGAAGGCUCUAUCGCUUUUUUCGGCUCCAGCCCAGAGGAUCUAUCCCUCUUACGAGUGCCCCUUUCGGUACCUUCUGUCUCCUCCUUGCCUUGGGAGUUCAGUCUUGAGUGGGCGGCUUAUGGAUUUCUGCGGCCCUGCUACGGGCGAUUGGAGUAGCUUGAUUCCAAGGAUAGGCUCUUGGAGUCUAUUGGGUGUCAAAGUGCCUUCCUUCGACAGCUACAGGAAAAAGAUUGUUCCCUGUGGCCUGUGCCAAAACCCCCAGUUUCUCGUUAGAGGAAUACCCAUGGGUCCUCGGAUCCAAGGACGUUGUUGAGCACCUCCAUUUCCAACCACAGGAAAGCAGCCAAAACCUACCCGGAUACACACUUCUUGAGCCUGCAUCUGAUUCUCGGCUUGGAGUCCGUCCCAGUUCGCCGUAGCCAUAAGGUCUGGAUUGCUGCGCCAAGAGGGCAGGCUGGCACGUGUCUCCAUUUUAAUGCAUAUAAUUUGUUGCAAGAGACAUGAAAAUUAUUAUUUUUUUUAUAUAAAUUUUAUAUUAAAAAAUUGCAUUUUUGUUGCAAUAGACAUGAAGAUUGAGGGAGGUGUCAUCGUUAGAAGGAAGAAUCGGCUACGUCUAUGGCACUAACAAUUUUGUGUUCAAAAAUAUGAUAAAAGGGUCAUAUUUCGGUGAAAUCGAAAUAAUUGACAAAAUCCCUAGAAAAUUCACAGUUAUGGCUACUGAAAAAUGUUCAUUAUUUGUCAUGAAAAAACAAAUUUUUGAUACUAUGAUGAUGGAAUAUCCAAGUGUAGCCUCAUCAGUUAAAAGUGUGGCAGAAGAAAGGAAAAGGAGAAACACAAAAGCGAUGAACGAAAUAAUUGACUUGAUGGAAAUUGUCGAGCUUAAGAAAGAGUUUACUUUUGAUAAGAUUGCAGGCAUGAAAAAAAGUGAAAAAGCGCAUAAAAGAUCGAGAAGCUGUACACAAAGCUCAGCAGCCACUUCGAAUGCUAUGGAUAUGAGCUUGAGAAGGUCUUAUUCUCCUUCUGCACUAAAAAAACAGAUUCAGAGCAAAAGUUUGGCAUUGAAGGCACAGACUUUGGUAAGGGUUACGUAGGCAUUGAGGGAAAAAGCAAUGAUUGUGGAUGAAAAAAUAGAGAGAUUGAUAAAAGCGCUGGAAAAUGAAAACAGGCCUAUAUCUAUUAUGAGAAAAAACAGUAAAAGCCCAACAUCACAAAGACCAAAAGCUAGAAAUUCACCUUCAGCAAGUAAUAUUGCAAGUAUAGAUAAUAAUAACAAUUAUAGCAACGAGGAAUCAAAAAGAAGCAGACUACCCCCUAUACAUAAAAAACGAAAUUCUAUAAAAAAGCUUAUAUCUACCGAAUAA
Messenger RNA from Blepharisma stoltei, 4142 nucleotides. NCBI's taxonomy places the organism in Eukaryota, Ciliophora, Heterotrichea, Heterotrichida, Blepharismidae. The record is from the annotation of a GenBank genome assembly.